UCAUGCCAACGAAAACUCCCUUUUCUUUUAGGAACAAGAGAGAGCAGUAUUUUUUUUUCUUUUCAAUUUGUCUUCUUUUAGGACCCAACUUUUCUUGUCCAGAAAUUUUAGGACAUAAACUCCUCAAUCCUGAAAUUUGAGUUCUUCUCAAAGAUUGACAGCUCAAUGAAACCAAGUUGGAAACGAAUCAAAGACUACCUUCGGAGGUCUAUAUAAGGACUCAUUGCGAUGCAUUAUAUUUACACCAACUCUUCGAGUCUUUCCUUAUUAUCUUUGUGACAGAACUUUCCUGGCAGCUUGGAGAACUUGCAAGAGAAAAUCUAUAACUUGUUGUAGGAGCACCUGAAUCUUAAACGGUUUGUGGAGCUGGAACGCAGACUCGCGGAGCCUCGACAUAUCCGAAAAUCACGAUCACAUAGCUUGUAGAUUUGUUCAGGGAUACCGAAAUCAUGAACGGUUUGCGGCACUGGAAAGUAGACUCGUGGAGCUUCGACAUAUCUGAAAAUCACGACCAUAAAGCUAAUAGAUUUAUCCAGCGUAUACAACCUUGACUUCCGGCAAUCAAGAUGCAAUUUCAUGACCAUAAUAAGCCGCACCCUCAUCUUGAAAUCACGAGCGAUGAGCAAAAUCAGUCCGAUAAGGUUCUCUCUUUGGCAGUUCAUCCUCCAGUGAUCGGUUCCUUCCCUCUUGUUAGAAAGCUGCCUACCGCAUCUCUUCAUCUUACAGAAUGGUGGACAAGGGAGGCCAAAUAUGUUAUGGGCAAAUUUUCGGGCGAGGUCACUAAUAUAAAGGUCCCUAUUUUGAGGUCCACAAUUCAUCGGGAAGUCGCGCCGUCUAAAUUUUCUCAUCGUGAUGGAUGCUUCCACACUUGGAAUGUCUCCCCUUCUGGCUUUGGCAACGUUCUCUACACACCCGGCUACUGGGAGUGGGUAGAAGAUGUUCUCCCCCGCCACAAAAAUUUUUUGGAAGAUCUGAAGGUCUACGAUGCCAUAUAUGCUUCAUUGUUUACGUAUGAUUAUAACGACAACGUGCUUCAGGCCUUUUGUGAGCUUUGGCGUCCUUCCAUCAACACACUUGCUACCUUCAUUGGAGAAUUAUCUAUAUCUUUAUGGGACCUGCGAACCAUUGGAGUCCUUCCCGUGCAUGGGUCCUUUUAUGACGAAGUAGUUCCUUCGGCGAAGGAGUUGACAUAAAUGGACCAUCAAGCGAAGCCAUUCCUCCCAGAAAGCUGCUUAUACUUGUUUUCAGCGUUCCACAGACUUGCAAAAGGGGAAUUUCAUGAGGUCUUCGUCUGUGAUUGGGUGGGGUUCUAGUUUAGAGGGCCGAGCAGGUAUGCUAAGCCUCUGCAAAAGACGUCGAAGGUGCGGACCACCAAGCCGAGGCAGAAUCAUAAUCCUUCGGGACGUAUAGACAAAACCUUCUUACCACGAAUAGACGAGGAGAAUGCCCCCUUUAUCGAGAUAGAUGUGGAGGAGUCUCUUAUAAAUGAGACUAACUUGGCGGCUUUCCUUGCAUGUUGGCUCUGUAAGUUUGUGCUUCCAAAUAAGAAGGGUGACCACGUUCGUGCUAGUGUUUUCAAAGUUGCAAGCUUAAUGGCUCAUGGAGUAAAAUUCUCUUUAGUUGUCCCGGUCCUUGCUAGCAUAUAUCGUGGCUUGAAGGAGAUCUCCACUUCCAAUGACCUGAUUGCAAGUGAUGUAAUUUUUCCCAUACACUAUGUGUAUGGCUGGAUGGUAGAGUAUUUUGAGACCUACCACCGUGCUAAUCACACGCACCGAAGUUUACCCUUAUGCAAAAUUUCAUGCGAGAAAAUGGCUAAAUAUUUCAACCUUUCUGAUGCUCGAAGGUUGUUCCAACGUGAUGAUGCCCGUCAACUCCACCAUUUGGCAUUGUUGCGUGGCAAAGAGUUACACUUUACAGACAAUGGCAAACUUUCAGAUUCGUUCAGCGAAUUUUUUAUAUCUCUUCGCUCUAGCUAUCUCACCCUUAGGCAUGAUGAUACUUUUAUCGUGGAGUCCUACAGCCCUCACAGGUUUAGUAGGCAAUUUGGUUUUUGCCAAGACAUCCCUGGAGAUCUUAUGGAGCAGCCCUAUGAUGGUACGUUGCAGGCACUAGUGCAACUUUGGGAUUCAUCCACACGUCUUGGAACCUUCUCAAAAUUCAUUGUUCCAGUACAUCCGAUAAACGAUGUGCCUUUAGUGACUCGUGAGUACAUAGACUGGUGGCCAAUACAUCGACUAGAUCCUUCAAAAAAGAGCCCUCAUAUUGUUUCGACAAGUCCAAGGCAAGAUCAAGUGCAUGUGCGAUCCAAAGGGGUCCCGAGUCGACUGAAAGUAAAGCUAACUUCUCCUUCUUCCAAGCCUAAGACGAAGUCAAAUGAUCUUCCGCAAGCAGCCCAGACCCUUUCCACGUCCAAAGUCGUGAAGGAUGUGGAUGCACCGGUGAAAAAGAAAGUUAGGCGACUUUCAUUGGCCUUGAAGACAAUUACUACUACCCCCAAGGUAUCCAGCGACUCUUGCAAAAGGAAGAAGCACCUAGUUUCGUCAAACCAGGGCAGUGAUAGAGAGACCAGCCUUGUGCCACUUUGUGAAGAGAAAAAUCAUCUUCCAGUCCAAUAGAGAGUGAAUCCAGCGAAGACCACCAUUGGAACCGUCCGAACAAGAAGGCGAAGGAGUUGGGUGACGACUGUUGCGGUACUGCUAUCUUAGAUACCAUCAUUAUUGAGGAUGAUGCCUUUGUGGAUGAGGAUACGGGCUUAACAAUGCAUUCCCUGAAUUACCAGAACAAUCAGAUCUUCAAGAAUUAUGAAAUGAUGAGCUUAGGGGUGACAUUAUUGAGGAUUGCUUUGCCGACAUAGAUGAUCUUGGUAUGACUGCAAAGAGCUCCCACAAGUCACCAAAUGGUUCUAAGGAUCAUGGUAUGGGUGGAGCUUCUUCAGUGGAGUUAAUUCCACCUAGAAAGCCAUAUUCUUCUUCUCCGGUUCAUAGAAAGUUUAUCCAACCAGCUGUGAUGAGUGAAGGUGCGGCUGCUACAACUGAGGUCAUGCACCCGAAAUCGUUCAGGCCUUCCUUAUGGCCAUUGCAGCCUGGUGCUUCAAGCAAAGAGCUGCAUGAGACUAUUUGUCGUGCCAAAUCGACUUUUGUUUCUGUGAUGUGGCGUGGAUUGUGCGAGUGGAUCAAGGAGUUCUCUGUAGAUUCCACGGACAGCUUUAUGAAGUUGGAGGAAAGUAUUAGUUUGACUCUUACGGAAAUACAAAGAGAGAAUAUCAUUGAUAUUUCUACUUUGGAGGAUCCAGUUGAAGCUUUCUUCAAGACUUAUACAGAGUAUGAUGCUUUAAGAUCGUCCAAGAUGAGUAAAUAAUUACACCAAGAUUCACUCUCUAACGCACAACAACGCCUCGAUGAUGUGAAGUUGGAAUAUGGGAAGGCAAAUGAGUCCGCUGAAAGACUUCAAGUGGCUCUUGCGAGUGUCGAGACACAAUUAGCAGCCCUGACCUCUAAAAAGAAUAAGAUCACCGUGCUCCUGAAUAAACAAUAAGAGAAGCUGUCCAAAAGUCAACAGAAAAUCACCGUUACCGAAGGCGAGAUUUAUACCAUUGAGGCGAACGUUCCGUUGUCGGAUGAUGAAGCAGAGAAAUUGUCCCUCUUGAAAGAUGCAGUUAAAAUGAGUCUCCAGAAAAUCCUUAGCUUCAAACCUUUUCCAUAGCUUUAGAUUUUUUUAUUUAUUUUUAUUUAGGGCCCCCUGCCUCUUUCCCUUUUUUUUUAGACGGAUAUCAUGUAUUGAUAUUUCUUUUCUUAGCGCAAUAAAAGUACUUUCUUUUUUA
Molecule: messenger RNA, 3820 nt
Organism: Nicotiana tabacum (common tobacco)
Lineage: Eukaryota; Viridiplantae; Streptophyta; Magnoliopsida; Solanales; Solanaceae
Source: RefSeq, a predicted model, not a curated record